Messenger RNA from Megalops cyprinoides (Indo-Pacific tarpon), 1217 nucleotides. RefSeq names its product transmembrane gamma-carboxyglutamic acid protein 4-like. The coding region runs from base 193 to 807 and encodes 204 amino acids. The transcript has 7 exons. Gene Ontology annotation, molecular function: calcium ion binding. Lineage: Eukaryota; Metazoa; Chordata; Actinopteri; Elopiformes; Megalopidae. The record is from RefSeq and is a predicted model, not a curated record. Gene Ontology annotation, cellular component: extracellular region.
UUUAUUCAAUAACCUGUUGCCGUAAAUAAACCAUUUAUUGAAAAGUAGACAUUUAUGUAAUAAGAUUUCGAAAAUAGAAAUGGCUCAAUUAUAGCGUUGACAUCACCGAUUGCGUGAGACUGAUAGUUUCGGUUUUUUUUUUCAAUCUCGUUCGACGUUCAGACCAGCGUUCUCUGGUUCCUGUGGAUAGCAAUGUUUUCAUAUCUAUUUUUAUUGUGCCAACUGCUACCAUGUGGAUUCACUGGAUCAACGUUCAGAUUAUUAGAUUUCACAAGCAGAGAGGACUCAUCUAAUGAAGUUUUUGUGGAAGAGGAGGAUGCAAAUAAAUUCCUGGGACGCCAUCUGUUGUUCAACAGAUUUGACUUUGAGAUAUUCACUCCCGGAAAUCUAGAGAGGGAGUGUAUUGAGGAAGUCUGCAACUAUGAGGAAGCACGCGAGGUUUUUGAAAACGACCAAGCCACAAUGGAUUUCUGGAAAGAGUACACAGGCCAAAACACUCAUCCAUCAAAGGUAGACCUAACCGCCCUUCUGGUCGGCCUCAUUGUGGCUGGGGUUGGCCUUCUUGGUAUAGGGAUGUUGUUUUGGUUCCUCUGUCAAAGAAGAAAGCGCAAAUAUAACAGAUCUCAUGGGACCCAUGCGCAAAGGAACUGCUCCUCCCCCAGGAGGCCAGAGGAGAUAGUGCUGCAACCUGUUCCCCCACACGACCCCGGCCUCCCCACCUACGAGCAAGCCAUGACCAUUGCUGGACCACAUGAUGCCCCACCGCCGCCAUACCCAGGAUCAAGACGAGGAGCUGUGCAACGGUAGCAUCUAGCAUAAGAUGGAAGACUUUGCUGGAAGGCUUGAAGAUGUUGUAUUAAUUAGCCAAUUUCAGUGGCUAGAGGAAUUAUAAAAAUGUGUGUGUCUAUUAAUUUAAAGCUUUGAUACAUUAAUGUUUGAGUUUUAUCAUAGCAUAGGGUCAUAUUGCUCCUUUUCAUUAUUGCAAUAUUUUAAGUGUGAUAGUAAUUAUAGUUCCAUGCAAAAAUAUUUAUUGCACACUGACAAUAUAGUGUGAACAGUGUUAAUUUUGACUUAAUUGUUGGCACUUACCACCACUAGUAUUGGGUUACAGAAAUGUAGUAAUGUAAUACUUUCCCUCAGGUAACAGCACAAUUGGGCUUGCCAUUGUUGGAUUUGAUUUUAUGCAGCUGUAGUUUUUAAUUCAUGUUUAAAUAAGU